This is a messenger RNA of Trichoderma virens Gv29-8, 1563 nucleotides long. RefSeq lists its product as uncharacterized. The annotation marks the transcript as partial. Gene Ontology annotation, molecular function: protein binding. The record is from RefSeq and is a predicted model, not a curated record. The transcript has a single exon. Lineage: Eukaryota; Fungi; Ascomycota; Sordariomycetes; Hypocreales; Hypocreaceae.
AUGGAACAAGCUAUCCAGAUUGACUCGAGGUACUUAAAGGAAGGAGACGCUACACGAAUACCACCAGCAUAUGAACUGGCAAGAAGCUAUCUCAGUGACAAUCGUAUUAAGGAGGCGAUUGAACUUUUCAACCAGACAAUCCAGGUGGCUGAACAACAUCUUCGUAGUCAACAUCCAAACCGAAUAGCUUUACAGGAUGGUCUUGGGAGAGCCCUUCUCGCCAAUGGCCAAACCAAGGAAGCACUCGACAUAUUCGAACAAAUUGCCAAAGUGGAGAGAUCAUCCCUCGCCUCGGAUCACCCCGUCAAACUUGCUUCACUGCAUAUUCUUGGCACUGCCUACAACCAAAAUGGCCAGACAAAGGAGGCCAUUGCCAUAUUCGAAGACAUUUUGAGUAUUUCAAGCGUUGAUGAAGAUCAUCCCAACCGACUUGACACACAAAUGGCACUCAGUGUUAGCUAUAUUGCUGAUGGCAAGAUAGAAAAAGCAAUUGCUCUUCUUGAAAAAACCUCCACCAUUCAAGAACGCGUCUUCGAUGAAGCUCAUCCGUCUCGGUUAAUGACUCAGACAGAGCUUGCCAAUGCUUAUGGGAAAAUGGGUGACUUCUCUAAAGCCAUCGACAUUCUCGAGAAAGUCGUUGCCUUACAGGAACUCAAUUUGGACGAAGGGCAUCCGAUCCGACUGGCUGCGCAAUAUGCGCUUGCGCUUGCGUAUCUGAACGCUGGACAAACAAGCACAUCUAUUGCUUUACUGGAAGAAGUGGUUCGACUCGAAGACCUUGCGGUCGAUGAUAACGAACAUCAGCGAGCAGUGUCGAAGCAUGCGCUUGGGAGAGCUUAUCUUUCUGAAGGACAAGUUAAACCUGCGAUUGCACUAUUCGAAGAAGCGAUUGAUGCUUUGUCGCUAACAGCGCCAGAAAGUCAUCCCGAUUUGCUGGCCACCAAACAUGAACUUGGCAGGAGUCUUGUUAUGGAUGGACAUCUCUCUAAAGCUAUUGCUAUAUUUGAGGAGGUCGUGAAAGUGCAAUCCACUAGUUUGGAUGCAACCCAUCCCGAUCAGUUGGCAUCGAAGCGCAUGCUUGGUCUGGCCUAUCUCGAAAACCAUCGUAUCCAAGAAGCGACAGACAUCCUCACCGAGAUUGUAAAUAUCGAGAAGGCGAUUCUGGAUGAAGCCAAUCCUGGACUAUUGGCAUCUCGUCAGGGACUUGCUCGUUGCUACUUGGCCAAUGGCCAAGUUCAAGCCGCUAUUACCUUACUCGAAGAUGUGGACCGAAUCAAAUCGUCCUUACUACCUGCUGAUCAUCUUGACGUGUUGCGUACUAAGCAACAGCUUGCUGCAGCAUAUCUCAAGCAGAAUCAUGCAAAGGAAGCCAUCACCAUCUUGACGGAUAUUUCAGCAAGUUACCCCCAAGAAAACCAUCCAAGCAGACUCGCGGCACGCCACGAGCUCAGCUUGGCAUACAUCAAAGACGGCCAAGCUGAAGAAGGAAUAAAGAUUCUAGAAGAUGUGGUCAAAAACCAGACUCAUCUCGACGAGGGCCACCCCAACAGGCUAGCUUCGCAG